AUGGUGGCGGCCGCAGCUCCCACGGCUGGUGGUGGGCGAAGGGGGAAAGCAGCACCACGGGUGGCGGCGGGCAAGCAACAGCAGCACGGGCGGCGGGCGGAGGGGGAGAGCAGCAGCAGCACGGGCGGCGGCGGAGGGGGAGAGCAGCAGCAGCUCGGGCGCGCGGCAGCAAUGGUGCGGGCAGCCUGCCUGGGAGGGAGGAGGGAGGCGGCGGCGAGGGAGGGCGAGGCCAGCGGCAGCGUCUGCGUGGGGAGGGCCGGCGGCGGCUACGUGGGAGAGAGGAGGGAGGCGGCGGCGGGGGUAGGGCGCGGCGGCGUAGAGCGCGGCGGCGACGAGCGAGAGAUGAGGGUGGCGGCGGCGGGGUAG
This is a messenger RNA of Lolium perenne, 366 nucleotides long. The record is from RefSeq and is a predicted model, not a curated record. Lineage: Eukaryota; Viridiplantae; Streptophyta; Magnoliopsida; Poales; Poaceae.